AAAAUAAGGUUAACCGAGAUGAACAACACAGCAGCAAUCGACUGGGGGACAGAUCACAACCCGGGUUUGACUAACGGGUCCGAGUCCUUACUGAGACGGGUCCACUCCGGGCUCGAUCCGCCGGAUUCGAGAUGCUCCAUAGUGAGCGGAGACUACCUCUACUACCACUACGGCUGUGACGGCCAGGACGACCGAGGCUGGGGAUGCGGCUACCGCACCGUGCAGACCAUGGCCUCCUGGCUGUGCUUCAGCCGUGAGUCAGGUCGACCCCCUCCGAGCCUCCCGGACAUCCAGCAGGCCCUGGUCUCCAUGGGCGAUAAAGAGGACUCGUUUAGGGGGUCCCGGGGAUGGAUCGGGACGUUUGAAGCGUCGCUCGUUCUCGAUUUCUUCUACGACGUGCCGUGCAGGGUGGUGCAUGUGCGGGGUGGAGGUGCGGAGCUGGAGGAGGUGGCCGUCCAGGAGCUCCAUCGGCACUUUGAGACGCACGGGUCCCCGGUGAUGAUGGGAGGGGACAGGGACAACUCGUCUAAAGGGAUACUGGGAGUGUGUAGUGGGAAGCAUGGGAGCAGUGUUUUGGUAGUUGACCCGCACUACUACGGAAAGCCGCUGGAGAAAACUGAGUUGCAAACGCACGGUUGGGUUCGUUGGAUAAAAGUUUCCUCCCUUGACCAAUGCUCUUUUUACAAUUUGUGUCUUCCACUCACUGGGAAGAGACACGUUUAAUGGCUCGCUCACUUACGGGCCCGCAGUUAUGGAGAUACGGCGCCACCGUGUGGCCAAGAGAGUUGUUGCACUAAUGUACCGCACAGAUGUAGAGAAGCGAUUUUGUUCAAGCUUUUUAUAAAGUAAUUUAACAAAUAAUGUAUAAGUCUCCUGGAAUAUCACAGGUCUCUCUUGUGCUAUUCAUUAAGACCAAAAUAAAUCUGAUAUUCAUUUCGGUGUUA
This is a messenger RNA of Gadus macrocephalus (Pacific cod), 944 nucleotides long. It is a transcript of the gene ufsp1, whose product is annotated as UFM1-specific peptidase 1 (non-functional). NCBI's taxonomy places the organism in Eukaryota, Metazoa, Chordata, Actinopteri, Gadiformes, Gadidae. The record is from RefSeq and is a predicted model, not a curated record. The coding region runs from base 19 to 723 and encodes 234 amino acids. The transcript has a single exon.